Molecule: messenger RNA, 3055 nt
Organism: Paralichthys olivaceus (Japanese flounder)
Lineage: Eukaryota; Metazoa; Chordata; Actinopteri; Pleuronectiformes; Paralichthyidae
Gene: arrdc3a
Product: arrestin domain containing 3a
Biological process (GO): protein transport
Cellular component (GO): cytoplasm
Source: RefSeq, a predicted model, not a curated record
GGGGUUUCCUUGUCUUUGACUGGAGACCGUCGAGCAGGAGAGGCGGACGAUGACAGCAUCCAUUGCUGUUAUUCAGCCUUCACACAUCUCAAUGAACUGCCCGCACAGAAGCCACUGAUCGUGCCUGCUGCGUCCUGCAGGGGCAGAGAUACUGAUCAGUGUCUUUCAAAUAAGAAGAGACACUGCAUCCAUCUUUUUUACUUAUGAGGUGUUUUUCAUAGACUCCUCUUUUUUAUUUUGAAACUUCCGCAGUCUGUCCCUCUCUCUGUCUCCACCAUGGUGCUAGGAAAGGUGAAGAGCUUCACAGUAAGCUACGACUGUCUCAAUGACAGCAACGUCCCCGUGUUCUCCAGCGGGGACUGCGUCUCAGGGAGGGUGGUCAUCGAAGUCACCGGAGAGAUCCGCGUGAAAUCCCUCAAGAUCCACGCGAAGGGAUUUGCAAAAGUUCGCUGGACUGAGUCGAGGAACGCAGGCUCCAACACUGCCUACACGCAAAAUUACACAGAAGAAGUGGAAUAUCUGAAUCACAAAGACAUCUUGAUUGGACACGAGAGAGACGAUGACAACUCGGAGGAAGGGCUCACCACUAUCCCUUCAGGAAGACAUGAGUAUGCAUUCAGCCUCGAGCUUCCACAGACACCUCUGGCUACCUCUUUCGAAGGGAAGCACGGCAGCGUGCGCUACUGGGUAAAGGCAGAACUUCACAGACCUUGGCUCCUGCCCAUGAAGACCAAGAAGGAAUUUACAGUCUUUGAGCACAUUGACAUCAACACUCCACUGUUGCUGUCACCACAGGCUGGCACAAAAGACAAGACACUUUGCUGCUGGUUCUGCACCUCAGGUCCUAUUUCCCUAAGUGCCAAAAUUGAAAGGAAGGGAUACACCCCAGGAGAGUCGAUCCAGAUCUUUGCCGAGAUCGAGAACUGUUCGUCCCGCAUGGUGGUGCCAAAGGCAGCCAUCUACCAGACCCAGACCUUCUAUGCCAAAGGGAAGAUGAAGGAGGUCAAGCAGCUGGUGGCCAACUUGCGGGGAGAGUCUUUGUCCUCGGGCAAAACAGAGACCUGGAGUGGCAAGAUGCUGAAGAUCCCGCCUGUGUCACCCUCCAUCCUGGACUGCAGCAUCAUCAGAGUGGAGUACUCGCUCAUGGUAUAUGUGGACAUACCCGGAGCAAUCAACCUAUCCCUGAACCUGCCCCUGGUCAUCGGUACUAUCCCUCUCCACUCCUUUGGUUCCCGCACUUCGAGCGUGAGCAGCCAGUGCAGCAUGAGCUGGCUGGGCAUGGGCCUGCCCGAGCGACCAGAAGCUCCUCCUAGCUAUGCAGAAAUUGUGACAGAAGAGCAGAGGCAGAGCAGUCUAGACGUCCCUGCAGCCCGUGAGGAGUUGGAUGGACCUCUCUUCGCCUAUAUCCACGAGUUCCGCUUCCAGCCUCCUCCUCUGUACUCUGAGAUUGAUCCAAACCCAGAUCACGUCAGCCGCACGGAGGAGCGCAGGCUUGAUGCUUGUCCAUCACGCUGAAAGGUGUUCCUGAAAUACUCCUGACCGAUUUCAGGAACUAACAGAAACCUGUUUUGUAGGCUCGGCUUUGUUUGUUUCUCUCCGACGACGAUGUUCAUGCUACGCUGUUGACAUCAGGGGAAAAACAAAGUAUCCAACCAACCAACUGAUGAAAUCUUGGACAAAUAUCUACAGUUGAGUUGGGUUGGACACAUCUGUUUCUGCCUUUCCUAGUGAGAGAAACAGGAGUUACAAGUUUGGGGUGUCACUUCCUUCCUGUGCCCUGCUGCUGAUGGUGGGAUGUGUACAGAUGAAAAAAUAAUGACCCCACUAGCAACGAGAGCCCCGGCGAUAGCGUUGAUGAUGGGAAGGAAGAAUCCCCAACUAAGGCUCAGCCCGCCAAGCUUCUCUUUCACCCUUGAUUCUUCUGCACUCAUGGCACAUAUGGACAUGGCUCCUCAACACAAAGGGCAGGACUGAUCAUGUCCAGACUUCAGCUGAAUCACAGAAAAUGGGAUGAAGAGAGACAACAACAACAACGUUCUAACCACCAUCAGUCCGUAUGAAUGAAAGUUUUCAGCGGCAGCAGUCAUCACCAGAGCAAAGACUAAGGUCCCCUUGCCUCAUUUUGGGAUUUUGUUUUGCACAUUUUUUUCCUUACUUGAGUUGUGUGGCUUCGUUUAAUGAUGAGAAUUGAAAAAAAAAUCACUAAUAGUUUGGUUUCAGCCUUGUUAUGCGCCAGACUAAAAAUACGAGAGUGCAGGCUUAACAUUUUAAGACUUUCUUCUGCUUAACUUUGAGCAACGCUGAGAACAGGAUUUUAUUUUUUGGAAGAAGAAACUUAAAGAAAAAGACUGAAAGGGUCAAGAACAAUGCACUGAAUUUGUUUUAAGCUGUUUAAGAAUUUUUCUUUCUCUCCUUACGACAUUUCCUCAGUGACUUAAAACAACUAGACUGGACUUUUACAACAGCUGCAGCACAUGAUUUUCAUCUGGAAGCUCUUUAUAAGAUGUUGCCUCUUCAGCUUGGAUCCAAGUGUGGCUUCUCUGUUUUUUUUAGUUUAGCUCUGUUAUUCUGUUCUUGUAUUUAGCUCAAAUCAUAGAAUAGUUUUUUUUUAGCCUUUUUUGUGUUGUGGUUGCUCUGGUUUUGGACUAGGAGGGUUGCAGACCUGCGUUUGCCACUAAAAUGCCACUAGAGGAGAAAAGUUGUUUGUGUGUGUGCAUAACAGAAGGUCGAGGGACCCGCCUCGCCUUAAUCGCCUGCAGCCCCUCUACUCCUAAUCUCAGGGUAAACCAGGCUUGCAUAAACUGCCCAAAAAGCACUGUCUCAGGUGGUCUUCUCACUUGCCAAACGGUUGGAAAAAAAAAAAGAGAGAAAAAAAACGUAAAAUUGCACUGUUCAAAAAUAAUGAAGAGUUCUUUUAUUUUUUAAAACUACCAAACGAGAGAAUAGACCUGUAGAGAAGCAAGGCAGCUUUCUGAGAUGAAUCACAUUCCCUUUUUGUCCUGCUGCACUUGCCCAGUUCAUCCAACCACAAGUUCGAUUUAACCAGACCAGUGAA